This is a messenger RNA of Durio zibethinus, 1839 nucleotides long. RefSeq names its product protein SODIUM POTASSIUM ROOT DEFECTIVE 2-like. Lineage: Eukaryota; Viridiplantae; Streptophyta; Magnoliopsida; Malvales; Malvaceae. Gene Ontology annotation, molecular function: metal ion binding. The record is from RefSeq and is a predicted model, not a curated record.
GUACAAGAAGUCAAGAACUUGAGCAUAAAAGCAGAACAGCCAACCUUCUUUUGGAAGUUGCUCUCUUUUUCUCUCCUCUUGUGCAGAUUCUCUAAACCACUAGUUAUCCUUUUAGUGCUAUCAAUAUCCAAACUCAAAAAGAAAAAAAAAAGAUGAAACGAAUGGAUAUCUUCUGUGCAUCCCAAGCUUCAACAGCCAUAUGUUUGAGCAUGGAUCAAGCCUCAUCCUCUUGCUCCUCAGCAACCACCAUUCAACUUGGUGGUCGAGCCAUCGAUCGCCACAACCCCAUCAUUAGAGACGCCAAAAGAUUCACCAGAACUCUGCCUUCCAACCCUUGUACAUCUCAGCCACCUCCAAUCAAUCCUUUACCUUACCAUCAGCUCAGGAAGAAUGAAAAAAGGUCUUCAAGCAAGUCAAAUAAUCAUCCUACAAAGAAGAGUAGUUCUGCAGUUUCAGCUAAGCCCAAUGAUCACCAGAAGAGUUCGAAUAAGAACAGUUCAUUGAAGCCAACUGAUGUAGUUAGCAGGAAAAGCACUUCAGAUAUUAAAGCUGCAGAUACCAGUGGGAAGACCUUUGCCAAGGCGGUUGAUUUUGUCACCCCUCCUGGCUCCUCUAGGUAUCUCUUGGGUGACUCUGCGCUUUUUGAUGAUUAUGAUCCAGUUUGGGCAUUGGUUCCUGCAGAAGCAAAGAAGAUUCAAGCUAUAAAGCAAGAUCAAUCCAUCGUUUCCAAACCCUCUUCCUCCUCUCUCUCAGAGAAGCCUUCCACACAUCAGGUUGUGGUUUUAAAGGUGUCACUACAUUGCAAAGGCUGCGAAGGAAAAGUGAGGAAACAUCUGUCUAGAAUGGAAGGUGUGACAUCUUUCAGCAUCGACUUCGCAGCGAAGAAGGUGACAAUUGUUGGAGAUGUAACGCCAUUAGGCGUCCUGGCUAGUGUGUCAAAGGUGAAGAGUGCCCAAUUUUGGACAUCUGCCAUGUCUGCUUCAUCUGCAACACCAGCUCUUGCCUCAGGCAAUUUAGCAACCAAUAAAUGAUAAUAAGAAGUAAUCUUGUUAGGUCUUUGAAGAAGAAAACUAAAGAAAUCAGACUAAUUUUGCGUGUUAAACUGAUAAUUUAGUGUGUACAUGGAACUUGGUAUUUUUAGCCGAAUCAGAAUCUAUUUGCAAACUAUGUUCCAAGGGACUCUUUCGUUCUGUUUGGGCAAAAAAGAGUAGCAUCUUUUAGGCAUUGACAACAAUUAAAAUCUGCUUAGGCCAUGACCCAUUCUCUCAUUUUGUUCCCCAUGGUUUUCCCCAUGACUACUGUCAUCCCUUGGAGCUUCCAUGUAACAUAUUCCUUUCUCGAUUUUAGCUUAACUAUUCAAUUAACCUGUUCACCUGAAUUUUUUUAGGAAUUCGUAAAGAAAUGUUGGUUACAGGCUCAAGGCCAUUUCCUUGGUCCAUCUUUCAAUAGCUUUAACAGUUUUAUACAGGGAAACGAAAACCACAGUAGAUUUCCAUUGAGAACUUCACAAGGAAGCAAACAAAGAGUAAAACGAUUACCACAAGUCUACUACUUUAAGCUUCCAUCCCACUUUGAUUAUCUGACAUCAGAGAUCAGACCCAACUAUUUACUUUCCGUAAACUGUGAAUGGAGCUUGGGAAAAAUACAAAUUUGAGGUGGUGAAAAAAAAAUGCAGAAGAGAAAAGCCAAUGGACACUCUUCCCAGCAACGAUUGGUUCCUUCAAAACCCAUAUUUUAUAGAUCAUGCCUUUCCCUUGCUUUUUUCUUCUUUUAAAACAAGAGACAAAGAAAGAACCAGAAAUCAUCAAAUUCAGAGCGCACAGGAUGAUAAUUAACUAC